Molecule: messenger RNA, 2233 nt
Organism: Nematolebias whitei (Rio pearlfish)
Lineage: Eukaryota; Metazoa; Chordata; Actinopteri; Cyprinodontiformes; Rivulidae
Product: arylsulfatase I
Exons: 11
Coding region: 2-2233 (743 amino acids)
Source: RefSeq, a predicted model, not a curated record
CAUGCGGCUCAUUCCUGCGGCUCUAGCGGCGCUGGCUGCAUUCCUCAGUCUGGACUUCCUGUCAGCUCAUCGGGCCGAGCCGGACCCGACCAGGCGGCGGAAAGAUGGAAACCUUGGAGAUGGUGAAGCGGGACAGAAGAAGAAGCAGCCGCACAUCAUUUUUAUUCUGAUCGACGACCAGGGCUUCAACGACAUCGGCUACCACAACCCCACCAUCAAGACCCCCACUCUGGACAAACUGGCAGCCGAAGGCGUCAUACUGGAGAACUACUACGUUCAGCCCAUCUGCACGCCGUCCCGCAGCCAGCUGAUGACCGGCAGGUAUCAGAUCCACACGGGACUGCAGCACUCCAUCAUCAGACCCAGCCAGCCCAGCUGUUUGCCCUCAAACAUGGACACGCUGCCCGAGAGGCUCCGAGAGGCCGGAUACUCCACGCACAUGGUCGGCAAGUGGCACCUGGGCUUCUACAGGAAAACUUGUCUUCCCACCAGGAAAGGUUUCGACACCUUCUUUGGCUCCUUAACAGGAAGUGUGGACUACUACAGUUACGGGUCUUGUGACGGCGCUGCGUCGUGCGGGUACGAUCUCCAUGACAACGAGAGCGUAGCGUGGGGGCACGAGGGGAAAUACUCCACGACUCUGUUCACGCAGCGAGCUCGCAGGAUCCUGGAGAGCCACGAGCCGACGGAGAGGCCGCUCUUCCUGCUGCUGUCCCUGCAGGCAGUUCACACCCCGCUGCAGCCCCCCAAGUCCUACAUCUACCCGUACCGAGACAUGGCCAACGUCGCCAGGAGAAAAUACGCCGCCAUGGUCUCCACGGUGGACGAGGCGGUCCGAAACGUCACCUACGCCCUCAGGAAGCAUGGUUACUACAAAAACAGCGUCAUCAUCUACUCCACUGACAACGGCGCCCAGCCUCUCAUAGGAGGCAGCAACUGGCCGCUUCGAGGCCGAAAGGGCACGUAUUGGGAGGGUGGAGUCCGCGGCGUGGCGUUCGUGCACAGCCCGCUGCUGAAACGAAGGAGACGGGUCUCCAAAGCUCUUCUCCACAUCACGGACUGGUUCCCCACCCUGGUGGGACUGGGUGGGGGUGACAUCAGCCAGAGCCGGGGUCUGGACGGUUUCGAUGUCUGGCCCGCCAUCAGUGAGGGGGCGGAGUCUCCUCGUCAGGAGAUCCUCCACAACAUCAACCCUCUGCACCGACGGCCUGUUGCCAGCUUGAGCUGGGACGACACGGAGACGAAGCGGCCUGCAGGUACCGAGCCGACACAAACUACGACUCAGGAAAACUCGAAGAAGAAGAAGAGAGUUCUGAAGAUGAAACAACACAAGAAGUCCACGUUCAAAUUAAAGACCAUCCAGAAGCCUUCAAAGAAAUCUUUAAGUUCUGCUGGAAAGUCCAAAAAGACCAAAGCUCCUAAAGUGAAGUCAGAACCAGCACCCAAACCCAAAGCUCACGUUCAGCACCAGGCCCAGCUCCGGUAUGGACCAAAGAUCCAGUCCAGUGGUUCUUCGUCGAUCUCUGGUACCGCUCGUCAGAAGUCAAAGUCCAAGCGGACCACCUUACAGUACCAGAACCUGUCUCAGACUCGGACAAAAUCAAAGACGAAGCUCAAGCUAAAGUCCAGGCAGACAUUAGUCCAGAACCACAACAUGUCCCGGUCCAGAACACCACGCCCCAAAGCUCAGUCCGGACCUCGGUCUUCGGUGUGGGACACAUCGGUGCAGGCGGCCAUCCGGGUCGGAGACUGGAAGCUGCUGACAGGAGAUCCAGGACAUGGAGACUGGGUCCCGGUGCAGGUUCUUCCCACCCUCCUGGGCCACUGGUGGAACCUGGAGCGCUCCGUGCCGUCACAGGACGAGUCCUCGGUCCCUCCAAAAACCGUCUGGCUCUUCAACAUCACAGCCGACCCGUACGAGAGGCAGGACCUGGCGGACCAGCGGCCAGAUGUGGUCCAGCAGCUGCUGGCCCGCCUCGCCUACUACAACCAAACAGCCGUGCCCGUUUACUUCCCGCCCAACGACCCGCGGGCCGAUCCGAAACGGCACGCGGGAGCCUGGGUCCCCUGGGCCGACGAAGAGGAGGAGGAGGGAAACCAUCCAGGAGCUGAUAAGAAGGAGCGGAGCGGGAAGAGGAAGAGGAGGAAGAAGAAGAAGAAGAACUGUCGGCUGUGCAAACUGAAGUCCUUCUUCCUCAAACUGAACACGGGGAUGAUGUCGAACCGGAUCUGA